Molecule: messenger RNA, 978 nt
Organism: Fusarium sp. VM40
Lineage: Eukaryota; Fungi; Ascomycota; Sordariomycetes; Hypocreales; Nectriaceae
Source: the annotation of a GenBank genome assembly
AUGCCUGGGCUACCUUCGUCCGUCGAUCUCGACGAGUGUAUCUCGCGCUUGUACAACAAGGAGUUGCUCGCCGAGUCCGUCAUCGAAGCCAUCUGCGCCAAGACAAAGGAGCUCCUUAUGCGCGAAUCCAACGUCGUCCACGUCCGCGCGCCCAUCACUGUCGUAGGAGAUAUCCACGGCCAAUUCUUCGACCUUAUUGAGAUUUUCCGCAUCGGCGGCUACUGUCCUGACACGAACUAUUUGUUCCUCGUCUGGGGCGAAACAGGAGACUAUGUUGAUCGUGGCAUGUUCAGUGUCGAAACAAUAUCGCUACUCGUGUGCUUAAAACUCCGAUAUCCUAAUCGCGUGCAUCUGAUCCGUGGAAAUCACGAAUCGCGCGGCGUCACGCAGUCAUACGGCUUCUACACAGAAUGCUCACGCAAGUAUGGUAAUGCCAACGUGUGGCAUUACUUUACAGAUAUGUUUGACUUUUUGACCUUGAGCGUUGUAAUCAACGACCAAAUAUUUUGCGUUCAUGGAGGUCUUUCCCCCUCCAUCCAUUCUAUUGAUCAAAUUAAGAUCAUAGAUCGUUUCCGCGAGAUCCCCCACGAAGGCCCCAUGGCUGAUCUUGUCUGGUCUGAUCCUGACCCUGAACGCGACGAGUUCUCCCUUUCACCCCGCGGCGCGGGGUAUACUUUUGGCGCGCAAGUCGUCAAGAAGUUCCUGGCUGUCAACAACAUGUCGCAUAUCCUGCGCGCUCACCAGCUCUGUCAGGAAGGUUUUCAGGUGCUCUACGACGACCGCCUCAGCACUGUAUGGAGCGCGCCCAACUACUGUUACCGUUGUGGCAACAUGGCCAGCGUGCUUGAAGUUAGCGACACCGGUGAACGUUUCUUCAACGUCUUUGCGGCCGCUCCCGAGAAUGAUGUUCAUAAAGACCUUCAACCUGGAAACGAAAAGUCUGCCGACGGAAAUGCCUUGCCAGACUACUUCUUAUAG